AUGAAGUUCGGCGAGCAAUUGGAGCAACAGUCUGUUCCUCAAUGGAGUCUUCACAACCUCGACUAUAAUUCAUUAAAGCAUGAGAUCAAGGCACACACGACCCGCGAUCAAGCAACGGCGAUAGCCAUCCCCGGCCACCAGGAUUCAGCCCUUUCGAAAUUCGAGGAUGGACUUUUUCACGAGCUCUGUCGCCAGCACGACCGUGUCGAUCUCUUCGUCUCUAGUAAAGCCGAUGAGGUCAGCCGCCGUCUAGAUCAUCUCUCUGGUGCCAUCCAACGCCUGAUUCGGAAACACUCCGAUGAUUCCGCUCCGACAGAUUCUAUCAAAUAUCACCGACGGCUUAUCAAAUACGAAAGAGAGCUCUAUCAAUGCGGCGACGACAUCCACGCUCUGUCGCGGUUUGGCAACGCACAGAUUGUGGCCUUCCGCAAGAUUAUCAAGAAGUACAAGAAAUGGACCGGCUCUACCACAUUGGGCGCUCGGUUCAAUGAAACUAUUCUGAACCACCCCAAGAGCUUCACCCGCCGCGACAACACACCUCUUCGCUUCAAAUGCCAGGAAAUCUUGAGCACUCUUCAACGCGCCUACCCCAACCUGGACGAAUUCAGCUCCCCUUCGACCAUCGGAGACCCUCAAUCAAGACGUGGCAGUGCCGCCGCUCAACAAUCUCAGCCUCAGUUUGAGCCCUUACCACCCCCCCAAAUACCCGAAGAACCUACCCAAAGCCCAACUGUACGGUAUUGGAACGAGUACGACGACGGAAGUGAAGCUGGAACCCCUGACGAUGAAUACGCCAUUUAUAUCAACCCAUACGAGUCUACUUCGUUCCCUGGCCUCGACUAUUUACAAGCUGCCCUCUCGCUCCCCUUCGAAAAAGCUAAGCAACUAUUCCACCUGGGGAAAACCCACGAGCGGUCGCCCCUUCUCUCGGACUCUCGACCCACAACCCGCGGUUAUGGGUCCACGAGUACAGACUCCGAAGAGGACGGCUACGCAAGCUCAUCCGACUUUCCAACCCAAGGUUAUGCUGCCUACUAUGCUUUCCCUAGCAUCGGCGAGCAAAAGAAUGUGCGCUAUCGCAGCAACUUUCUCUUCUGGGGUACCGUCAGCUGCUUCCUAGCUUCGUUCCUUCUUCUCGCGAUCUCGGGCGUCCUCGUCAUGACGGGGAGGCACAAGCUUCGGGUCGAGGUCGACGCUGCUGCGGCAGUCGGCGUCGUCAUGAGCCUAUUCUUCGCCUGCGCGGCCGUGGCAAUGUCCUUGUACCGGAGGGAUCCAUUACCAAUAUCGCAUCGGCUAAUAGUGGGCAGCUGUUUCACCGCGUCGUGUAUCCUCAACGGAAUGCUACUAGUAAUAGUUGCAAGCAAUACGCCAUGA
This is a messenger RNA of Clonostachys byssicola, 1374 nucleotides long. The record is from the annotation of a GenBank genome assembly. Lineage: Eukaryota; Fungi; Ascomycota; Sordariomycetes; Hypocreales; Bionectriaceae.